AUGGCUGAACCAGUGGCCAUCGUGAGGAUUUCCUGCCGGCUGCCGGGGGGAGCAAAUGACCUCAAUUCUCUCUGGGAACUUCUUGCCGAUGGAGGUGAAGCGUGGUCCCCGGUUCCGGCCAGUCGCUUCAACGCGGCAGCCUUUCACCAUCCCAAUGCCGACGAUCCCAACGGUACGAACAACCACCGGGGCGGCCACUUCAUCGACGGGGAUAUUCGUGAUUUUGACCAUGCAUUCUUCCACUUGUCAGGACAACAAGCCGCCGCUAUGGACCCGCAGCAACGGAUCUUGCUGGAGUUGGCGUACGAGGCGCUCGGGAGCGCGGGACUGAGUCGUGAAGCGAUUGGUGGCUCCCGAACAGCUGUGUACGCUGCAAUCUUCGGUAUGGAUUAUGAGCGCAAUCUUGCUCAGGACGUACUCGAUCUGCCAGUUUACCAGAGCGUUGGCACCGGUACUGCUAUCCUUGCCAACCGUAUAUCCCACGUCUUCGAUUUGCGAGGUCCGUCUGUAACUCUCGACACAGGGUGCUCAGGCGGCCUGGUCGCCCUGCACCACGCAUGCCGGAGCCUAUGGAAUGGGGAGACGGACGCAGCGCUGGUAGCGUCCGCCAACUUGCAACUGAUGCCGGACCAAUACAUUGGAAUGAACAACCAGCAUAUGGGUUUCGCCGUUGUGGUGUUGAAACGCUUGUGCGAUGCCGUGCGAGGCCGUGACCCUGUCCGCUCCAUAAUCAUCAACACAGGCAUGAACCAGGACGGCCACACCGCCUCCGGCAUCACUCAUCCUAACCGCUCCGCCCAAGCCGACCUCAUACGUGAAACGUAUGCCCGUGCUCGCCUGCGGCCACAGGACGUCCUGUAUGUGGAAGCUCACGGCACCGGAACUGUCGCUGGAGAUAGCGAGGAGCUAGCGGCUAUAGAUGAGGUCACACCGAGAGCACGAGCUGCGGCGUUCGCCGCUGGACGCCUCUCUCACCGCACUGCGCUCUGCGUCUCAUUCCAUAGGGGAUUCAUGGCGGCUACGUCCAAGGCUCGAGGUCUGCCUCCAGGUGCGAUGCUGUCCCUAGGGCUGGGUGAGCAUGACACAGUCCCCUUAAUCAAUGAUCUUUCUCGUGGCCAUGCGGUCGUCGCUUGCGUGAACAGUCCAAACAGCGUGACUGUGUCCGGCGAUGCUGCCGCGGUUGACGAGGUACUUGAGCGCGUCAAGGCCCGUGGAGACGGCAUUUUCUGUCGCAAGUUGCUUGUAGGCACGGCAUACCGCAGACACCAUAUGAAAGCUGUAGCUGCUGACUACAGAGUGAGGUUGGGCGAGCUGGACUUGACCAAGGCAUCUGCCAGAACAAGGAGAAAAGAAGAGGACCACAGCGAUGUCUCGAUGUUUUCUUCGGUCACGGGCCAGGUCUUGUCUUCUCACCUUGGUCCGUCAUACUGGGUCGAAAACCUUGUGUCUCCAGUCAGAUUCUCUGAUGCAGUCCAGACUGCCAUGCGAACACAUUCGAGUCUUGUUGGGGGCCAUACUCUCUUCGUUGAAAUUGGUCCACAUCCGGCAUUGGCCGGGCCCGUUCGCCAAUGUCUUGCUGACACUCAAGUCCCGAAGCUUGAGUAUGAAUAUUUGUCAGUGCUGCGGCGCGGGCUCAACGCCGUCUCAAGUGUAUUGGAGCUCGCCGGCCGCCUCUUUGAGCGUGGGGUCACGGUUAACUUCAGGGAGGUGUUGGCACUGACUUCUGGAGCCGACACGGCUAUCGUGGAACCGGAUCUGCCUACCUACAGCUGGGACCGAUCAGUGAAGCACUGGCACGAAUCACGCCUAAAUCGGGAGUAUCGAAUGCGCAAGGAAGCUUAUCACGACCUGCUCGGUGUGCGGAUGAUCGAGUCGAGCCAGCCUCGCUGGCGACAUGUGGUAGGCCUUACUACGUUGCCGUGGCUUGCGGAUCAUGUUAUUGACAAUUUAACGAUUUUCCCGGGGGCUGGCUAUGUCUGCAUGGCGUCCGAGGCGGUGUUUCAGCUUGCAGCCGAGCAGAAGUCUCCACGAAUACUCAAGGCAUUGGCCUUCCGCGAUAUUGCGUUCCUGAGGGCGCUUGUCGUUCCAGAACCACCACAGCGUGUUGAACUGCAAUUAAGCCUUGAACACCAAUCAGCGGCACCUCUUUUGGAGUUCUCAUUCCGCGUCAUGGCCUUUUUCGAAGACGAAUGGCAUGAGCACUGUACUGGAUACGUCGAAGGCAUUUUGAGUCAAGUAGGAGAACUUGAAGCAGGUGAAUCCGCCGUCAUUCAGCAGUGCUCAACAAAUGGCACGGUUAUGGAUCCCGCAAAACUAUACACCGAUCUUGCCGCGAGUGGCAACACAUACGGGCCUACAUUCCGAGGCAUCCGUUCUCUUAGCAUGGCGGCUGAUGGAACAAGGACGGCGGCGGUAAUCCGAGUCCCCGAUAUUGCGGCAAUCAUGCCGGCGCAACAUCAGGCACGGCAUAUCUUGCACCCAUCGACCUUUGACAGCAUGUUCCACGUAGGGGUUCCGAUGAUACGCCAUAUUCAUGGCGCUGGUUCCGUGAUGCCUGUGCACAUCGGGGAAAUUUUGAUGUCCACCCAGGUACCUGCGCUCAAGGACCCGGGCUCAGAACUCGAUGUGUCGGCUGAAGUCACGUCUAGCCACUUCAGGACUACCAGUAUUGAAAUGGUCGUGACAGAUGGGUACGGGCAUUCGAUCAUGCACGCAUCUGAAAUCGAAUCCCGCAGUCUAGGCGAGCACAUCCGGGAAGCUGACAGCGCGGCUGAUGCACAAGGCACUUGCUACGAGCUAUCCUGGAAGCCCGACCUCGAUUUCCUUCGCAUCGGCGACCUCCCCACGAAGCCGAGCAUAUCUGACCUGGGUUAUGGCACAAUAGAGACAUACGAUCUCACUGAUACUUCACCAACGUUCGUCGAAGAAGCCCGCAAGAAUGCCGAUGGAAGGUCGCUUCGCUUUCAAGUUCUGGACGAACAGGGAAGCCUUGAGGCUCAAGGCUUCACACCCCACGCAUACGACGUCGUCCUGGCUUCGGAUCCCCGAUCCAUCGCCCACACGCCUACUCUACUUCGGAACACCGGGCUGCUGGUUCUCGUGCUAAAGUCGGAAACGGAUUUUGAUGAGGCAUGGCAUACCAGACUCCGGCAAACCUGUCGUGAUUUCGAGAUCCAGCUAUCUUUCAAGGAUGCGGCCCUCGAUGCUUUUGUGGUUGUUGUACGAGAUCUCAACACAGGCACUGCGCAGUCUAACGUCAGACUCGUCACCCACUCGGCGAUUGAGGAAGCGCCCUGUUGGAUAAUCCAACUUCAGGGCCGAUUGUCUGCAAACGGAGUCCGCGUCACCCGUGAAACUAUGAGCCAAUUCUCGGCUGAGUCUGAAUCUGGAGUUGGUACGUGCACCGUGAUCGUCGACGACCUGCCAUUUCCGAUUCUUUCAGACCCAGACUGCUUUGAAGACUCCAUUUGUUUGCUUCGAGAGAAGCACGAGAUUCUAUGGGUGAGCUUGGAUAAUCCGCCUUCGAUGUACUAG
Molecule: messenger RNA, 3534 nt
Organism: Diaporthe citri
Lineage: Eukaryota; Fungi; Ascomycota; Sordariomycetes; Diaporthales; Diaporthaceae
Exons: 4
Coding region: 1-3534 (1177 amino acids)
Biological process (GO): secondary metabolite biosynthetic process; fatty acid biosynthetic process
Molecular function (GO): fatty acid synthase activity
Source: RefSeq, a predicted model, not a curated record